UUUUUAACUAAUUUUCACAUAUCAGACCUAACAAAAAAAUUAAGUAAGCACAUACACAUACACAUAUAUCUCUGUGUUACCAGAAAAAGGUAGUAUACCAAUGUUGGAAAAAAGCUUCUGUUACUGCUACUGUGAUUGCUCUUCUUGUGCUGCUAUUACAAUUGGUACACAAAAUUUAUUCACCACACCCUGAUCCUGUUUGCAGACAAAAAUUUACAUACACACACGCAAAAAAAAUCGAAUGCCAAAUAAAAUUUAAGUAAAAUAAAUAUACAUAUAUGUGUAUAUGUAUAUAUAUUCCACAAAGAAAAAAUUAGCCUAAAUGUUGACUUAAUACUUGCCUCUUUCAUACACUUUCACAACUAUGAUGCAGGUUGUGUAAAUAGAAAAAAUUUAUACUAAAAAUAAAGACACAAUCUAAAUUUUUGUUCUGUAAUGCCGUGCUGUCAUAAUAACACACUAAAACCAUAACAAAACAAUUAUAACAAUAAUAAUAAAAACAACCAGAACAUCGCAGUUUACAACAUCACAGUUAUUAAGACAAAUUAUUCUAAACAAUAGAGCAACUUGAAAACGACUAACUACAAAGGAAACUAGGGUAAAAACUACUAAAUCUACUGAAUCAUAUUUAAUUAAGACGCACAAAUUAUAUAUUCCUAAGUGAAGCUGAAACAUGGGCACCGGUCAUUAUUUUUGGGUGAUUUUUUACUUUGCCAGUUUAUGUAGUGCGUCACUAGCUAAUAAUGCCAAAAUAAAUUUCCGAGAAAAGGAGAAAAAAGUCUUAGAUCAAAUUUUAGGUGCAGGAAAAUAUGAUGCACGUAUACGUCCAUCCGGAAUUAAUGGAACGGAAAAUUUGCCUACCUAUGUCUAUGUCAACAUGUUUCUACGGUCAAUAUCAAAAAUCGACGAUUAUAAAAUGGAAUACAGUGUGCAGUUGACAUUUCGUGAGCAAUGGACAGAUGAGCGUUUGAAAUUUGAUGACAUACAAGGACGUCUUAAAUAUUUAACACUAACUGAAGCAAAUCGUGUAUGGAUGCCUGAUUUGUUCUUCUCAAAUGAGAAAGAGGGUCAUUUUCAUAAUAUAAUUAUGCCAAACGUCUAUAUACGUAUCUUUCCUAAUGGCUCAGUUCUAUACAGUAUACGUAUAUCGUUGACGCUGGCAUGCCCAAUGAACUUAAAACUAUAUCCUUUGGAUAGGCAAAUCUGUUCAUUACGUAUGGCAAGUUAUGGUUGGACUACAAAUGAUCUUGUCUUCCUAUGGAAAGAGGGUGACCCUGUGCAAGUGGUUAAAAACUUACACCUACCUCGCUUCACCCUGGAAAAAUUCUUGACUGAUUACUGUAAUAGUAAAACUAAUACUGGUGAAUACAGUUGCCUCAAAGUCGAUCUACUAUUCAAGCGAGAAUUCUCAUAUUACUUAAUACAAAUUUAUAUUCCAUGCUGUAUGUUGGUCAUUGUCUCAUGGGUGUCAUUCUGGCUUGACCAAGGCGCUGUACCAGCUCGUGUGUCAUUGGGUGUAACUACACUUCUAACAAUGGCAACACAAACAUCCGGCAUAAACGCUUCACUGCCGCCAGUUUCCUAUACAAAAGCCAUCGAUGUAUGGACUGGCGUGUGUUUGACGUUCGUAUUCGGCGCAUUGCUUGAGUUUGCAUUGGUCAAUUAUGCCUCCCGUUCAGGUUUGAAUAAACCUAACAUGCAUAAGGAAAAUAUGAAAAAGAAACGUCGUGACCUGGAGCAGGCGAGCUUAGAUGCUGCUUCAGAUCUGCUCGAUACAGAUAGCAAUGCUACAUUUGCAAUGAAGCCGCUGGUACGUCAUCCAGGUGAUCCAUUAGCUUUAGAGAAGCUGCGUCAGUGUGAGGUGCACAUGCAACCGCCCAAACGUCCAAACUGCUGUAAGACGUGGCUGUCAAAAUUCCCAACAAGACAAUGUUCUAGAUCGAAGCGUAUCGAUGUUAUAUCGCGAAUUACAUUUCCAUUGGUUUUUGCGCUCUUCAAUCUGGUUUAUUGGAGCACUUAUCUCUUCAGGGACGAGGAGGAUGAGACCUUUUAAAGGACGUCUUUCUUAUUGUUAUUUGAGUUUAAAAAACUUAAGGCUAUGUAGAAUCCAAAUAAAUAAGGAUGCUGUUAAAAUUAACAUUGCAUGGAAUAUUAACACAAUGUUAACAUUUAAUACAAACACAAGACAACAAUAUUAAUAUUAAUAUUAAUAAUAAAAUUUAAAGGCAUAGAUGGAAUUCGAAGAGGUGUGUGCGCUACUCAUAUUAAAUCAAAUCAAAUCAAUUCUGAUGAACAUAUAAAUUAUAUAGGA
Messenger RNA from Teleopsis dalmanni, 2311 nucleotides. It is a transcript of the gene GluClalpha, whose product is annotated as glutamate-gated chloride channel. Gene Ontology annotation, molecular function: neurotransmitter receptor activity; transmembrane signaling receptor activity; chloride channel activity. Bases 674 to 2053 code for a protein of 459 amino acids. The transcript has 14 exons. Gene Ontology annotation, biological process: chloride transmembrane transport; signal transduction; regulation of membrane potential. Gene Ontology annotation, cellular component: synapse; membrane; neuron projection. The record is from RefSeq and is a predicted model, not a curated record. Lineage: Eukaryota; Metazoa; Arthropoda; Insecta; Diptera; Diopsidae.